AUGAGUUCCUUGUCUGACUCUAUUUCGUUCUCUAUUUCGACACCGUCAAAUUCUUUGCCGGCAAGUUACUCUCAGCGGGAAUCUUUGAUUUUUGACGAUUCGUUGAGUCAUAAAAACCUUAUCUGCCCAAUAUGCAAUGAAAGCAUGAUCAAUCUUCUUCAACUUAAUCAGCACUUGGAUGAUGUUCACACCGAAACUACCAUUGAACAUAAAGACAGCACUAUGAAAUGGGUUAAAAACGCUCAAACAACCAUUAUGAAACCACUUUCCAAAACAAAAAAACUUUUCGACCAAUUUGUCGCAAAUGUCACAAAUGGCUAUUCACAGUCCGAAUUUGUGACAAGGGAUCAUUGGCAAAAAGAAGGGGACAAUGAUCAAUGUUCAUAUUCUUCUUGCGAGAAAACAUUGAAUUUGAGAAAUGGAAAGAAUAACUGUCGAAAAUGUGGUAAGCUCUUUUGCGACACACAUUGCCAUGUUUCAAUGAAGUUGAACAAGCAAGCACAGCACGAUCCUGUUAACGGCUAUUGGUGUAGAGUAUGCGAAGAUUGUUUUAAAUCUCGAGAUGGUUAUUUGGAUACAGAAGGUGUGGCCCGAAGUCAUUCGACGACGUUCACCAAAUUACGAACCAAGGGAAUUGAAAGGGCGCAUCUGGAAGGUAAUCGGUUAGAGAAGCGCCUGGAAAAGCUUGCAAAGGUGUACGCCACUCAAACGAAACAAGCUAAUAACACACAGGGUGGAUUAAAACCUCCGUUGACUCUGAAACAUCGAAGGAGAGGUAUUAAGCUGAAUUUCAUUCGGAUUGUUCGCUCAAAAAGGAAACGUGAUUUUGUGCCUUCACUAAUUGAUUUGACAAACUUGCUUUUUGCAGCUUCAGAGCAGCUAAUCGUCAAAUGGGAAGACGAUGCAUCUGUGACAAAUUGUCCUCUGUGUGGAACCCUCUUUGGAAAAAUCACAAAUCGUAAACAUCACUGUCGCCUUUGUGGACGUGUCGUUUGUGAGAAGUGUUCCUCAAAAAUUUCUUUGAACCCGAACGGCAAUUAUUCAGAAACGCCGGAACAGGAUUCUGUCGGUGAAGUCAGAACGUGCAAAGAGUGUCGUAAUGCGGUCUUUAGAAGAAAAGAAUAUAACGAAGAAACUGCAAAGACACCACCUGUUGUCAUGCUAUAUCAGAAAUUGUCGAAAAUCAGAUCCGCAAUUGACUCCACAUUACCCAAAUUUCAAGACAUGCUUGUCAUGUUAAAGAGUCAAGAGAUAAUCAAUCAGACGCAUGCAGAUUAUCAGGUUGCGGCGCGUACUCGCAAAGAACUGUUGGAAAAUUUUGCCCAAUUCGAUGCAAUUAGCAAAAAAAUCAAUUCCUUGCUC
Messenger RNA from Acaulospora morrowiae, 1362 nucleotides. NCBI's taxonomy places the organism in Eukaryota, Fungi, Glomeromycota, Glomeromycetes, Diversisporales, Acaulosporaceae. The record is from the annotation of a GenBank genome assembly.